AUGGUGUCUCAUCUUCCUUCUCCCCCGUCCUCGCGUCCAAGCUCUCCGGACAGCAACUCUGGCACUCAGCCCCAGCUUGUCGAAGCACAUACACCAGAUUGCGGAACGCAAGUUGAACCAGAACACCAAUCCAAGGGGCAAGAAUCCUCUGAUGGCCUCCUCUCAGACCGGCUAGACGCCCUUCUCGUAUCGUACCUGAACCUUCUGGACACCUACACGACUCUUCGUGACCGACUUUCCAAGGACCUCUCCGGGGGGUUCUUUGCGCUGGCGCAAGCCAAUCGGAAUGCGCAGUCUACCUUGGGCGUGGGGAGGAGGUAUGGCGAGGAGGGAUUCGACGAAAGGAUGAAGGCUGGAAAGGUAGUGAAAAUCGAAAAGACAAGAAACGCAAUGGUGCUUGAGAGCUACAAGGGAAAGGGACAUAAGGAAGUGCACGAAGACGUUGCACAAACUCCAGCUCAACGGACAGCAUCGCAACGGAACAAGGAAGAGAUGGAAUCGGGCAAAUAUGAUUUAGAAGAGGACAUUGAGCAGUCAGCCAGCACUCCCUACGACUUCUCUGUCUCGUCGACAUCGAACUUAACCAAGGACCCUCUCAAAUGGUACGGAAUCCUCAUCCCACCCGCCCUCCGCACUUGUCAAACCCACUUCGCCACAAGCAUAUCCUCUACCAUCCCUGAAAUUCUAAACACCGCGUCCGCAAUGCGGAGUCUGGAAGAGGAGAUCUGGAUUGUUCGACGUCAGUUGGGAACUGUCGACAAUUACGCAACUGCCAAUGUCGAUAGGCUUGGAAACAAGGAUGAUGGUAACAUUGAAAGUGACACAACAGCAUCCAAGAUGGCGGGAGGUCGAAAUUCGGAGAGUCCUCUGUCGAGCCGCGCAAUGUCGUCUCCCAAGUUCCAAACAUCGCAUGUGAAGAGAUCGUCCUCAUUAUUGUCCACUACUCCGCCUGCCGGAAAUCUGCGAACUGAGUCGUGUUCAAGCCUUUUGAAGCUUGGCUGA
Fonsecaea erecta is the source of this 1002-nucleotide messenger RNA. RefSeq lists its product as hypothetical. Gene Ontology annotation, biological process: vacuolar proton-transporting V-type ATPase complex assembly. NCBI's taxonomy places the organism in Eukaryota, Fungi, Ascomycota, Eurotiomycetes, Chaetothyriales, Herpotrichiellaceae. Gene Ontology annotation, cellular component: Vma12-Vma22 assembly complex; extrinsic component of endoplasmic reticulum membrane. The transcript has a single exon. The record is from RefSeq and is a predicted model, not a curated record. The coding region runs from base 1 to 1002 and encodes 333 amino acids.